Messenger RNA from Pisolithus orientalis, 962 nucleotides. Its product is annotated as S-adenosyl-L-methionine-dependent methyltransferase. The record is from RefSeq and is a predicted model, not a curated record. Gene Ontology annotation, biological process: methylation. Gene Ontology annotation, cellular component: eRF1 methyltransferase complex. Lineage: Eukaryota; Fungi; Basidiomycota; Agaricomycetes; Boletales; Pisolithaceae. The transcript is spliced from 7 exons. The coding region runs from base 21 to 683 and encodes 220 amino acids. Gene Ontology annotation, molecular function: nucleic acid binding; protein methyltransferase activity; S-adenosylmethionine-dependent methyltransferase activity.
CUGAGGACGAGUUUCCACGAAUGAUCCCGACGCCAGAUCUUUCACAUCUUACAGAUCAAGAUAAACUCCACGUGUAUGACCCUGCCGAGGACACAUUCUUAUUCCUUGACGCGCUCGAACAAGACGCCGAAGAUCUCAAAGGUGAAAAGCCGUUGAUCUGCCUUGAGAUAGGCUCAGGAUCAGGAUGUGUCUCUGCAUUCAUAGGUUCAAUCCUGGGAUCCACAAAUACACUCUAUCUCUGCACGGACAUAAACAAUCGUGCUUCAGACUGUACUCACAGAACUGGUCGCCGUAACAAGAUCCCACUAGAUCCAAUCACAUGUGAUCUAGCUCGACCACUGUUAAAGCGUUUGCAGCGCUCGGUCGAUAUCAUCUUGUUCAACCCGCCCUAUGUGCCAACGGAAUCAGAAGAAGUAUUGUCUGCCCAGUUAGAUCGUGGCAUUUCUGGUUCAUGGGCAGGGGGGACCAAUGGCAUGGAGGUAACCAGUCGCUUCUUGGAAACCGUCGAGGCACUACUGUCCGAGCGGGGCAAAUUCUAUCUCGUCACUCUGGAUGGUAAUGACGUUCCGGAGAUCCGCGAGAGAAUGUUUCGUGCAUUCCGUCUGCAGUGCCAGAUCGUAGCGCAGCGGCGGGCGGGCAUCGAGAACUUACACAUCUUGCAGUUUUCACGGGUGAAUCGGUAGUGCCUGCUGAAUCCAGGCAGCAGCGAUCUGGUUGACUUUGCCCUAUUUGUUGCGAAGUAUGCAUACGAAGUGACUGCAACAACAAUUUGCUCUUAUGAGUUGCAACGGAUAAGCUUUCCACUAUCUGGGGAAUAUGGCCAAAGGGCUGGUUCCCUCCUGCUGUUGUUGACUGCGAGAACUGACUUAUGUAUGUCACGCUACCAGCCCAACUGUGCAAUCGCAACCUUCCCAUGGCAUACCCACCUUCGUGAUGCUUACCGUUGAUACCAAAAUCUGACU